CCAACUAUAAGAUAAAAUUCCAAGUCGCCAACAGUACAAAAAAAUUGAAUGUAGGCAGUAUAGUAGUGGGUGUAUUGCGCACUGUAGUUGUCAAAUGAAACACAUAUUUUCAUUCUCCAUGCCGUAUUAGGAUUUACUAUCACUGAAAAAAUGUCAUUUCCAUCUGCAAUACGCCUCGAUUUAACGGACUAACACAUUUCACUGAUGGUUUCAAUCACCGCACCACGUUUUAUGGCCAUAGUAUUGUAACCAGGUUAUUUCUUUUGAAAUUAUUCAUUCUUACAUUUAAACUCCCAAUCAUUUAUUUUUAUACUCAUAUCAUCUGGAUUGUAAAUAAAAACCAGAAUACAAAAAUGCAUUUUUCAAUUCCUGACACUCAAGAAUUCAUCGAUGGAUCCGGGAAUUCUUUUGUGAGUUAUAAUAUCCAUAUAAAUGGACUCUUCCAUUGCUCAGUAAGAUACAAACAAAUGUUGAAUCUUCACGAGCAAUUAGUGAAAGAAAUAGACGUAACACUUCCAACAUUUCCACCUAAAAAAUUCUUCCCAUUGACUGCCAAUCAACAGGAAGACCGUCGCCUGUCAUUGGAGAAAUAUAUCCAGACAAUUGGCCAAAAUCCAGCGAUAAAUAAUUCCGAGUUAUUGAAUGGAUUCCUGCUGAACGCCCAGCAAGAAACGAGUGCUCGGGUGAUGGAAAAUGACGAGUUUGUUGUCUAUCUAAUGAAUAAUCAAGAGAUAAAAUUACAGGUAUCGACCGGUGAUAGCUCAACAAAAGUAUUAGAGAAAAUUUGCCGUCAUCUGAAUUUACCGCCUCAGUACGAUUCAUAUUUCUCUUUGUUCAUCAUCGUUGAGAAUGAGAAUGGAGAUGUCAAUAUUCUGCGAAAGCUGCAUGACUUUGAGUCUCCUUCAUUGACACGUGCUAAUGUUAAUUUUACAAACGUUCAAGUAGUUCUUGGUAAAGGCUACUGGGACAUAAAAAAUGAUAGUAAAUUAAUUAGUGACCCCGUAGCACUUAAUUUGCUUUAUAUUCAAGCGGUUGCUGAAGUAAACCGCGGAUGGAUUUUAGUGCCAAAUCCAUUGCAAACUCAUUUGCAAGAUUGUUACAAUAAAAAUAAUAAAAAUGAGUAUUUAAAAUUGGUGAGUUCGUUUAAAUAUUAUGGUUUUAUACAAUUUGCACCGUGCUAUUGUGAUUUUCCUCAGGCAAACACCAAAGUGCAAGUCGCUAUUGGUAGAAAUGAAUUAAAUUUGCGUAUUUUUAUGGAAAAUAACGAAGAACAUGAAGCAAUAUUUAAAGUAACGCGUAUGCGAUGUUGGCGAAUCACUACACUCCAGAAUAAUUUCAUUGAUAAGAAUAAUAAAGAGGAGACUAAUGACUACAGUUUAGAAUUGUCAUUUGAAUAUCUGGUUGCUAAAAAUCAACUGCAGUGGAUCACGAUAUCUUCAGACCAGUCGAUACUGAUGUCUGUGUGCCUUCAGAGUAUGAUCGAUGAGUUGUUACUGAGACACGUAAGUAGUCCUAAAAAUAAUCAACUGAGUGGAAAAUCGUGGACUUAUAUUAUGAGAGAUGGUCACAGCAGAAUCACCAUGGGCUCUAAUAUUUCUCAAAGUGCUCCGGGUACGCCGACUAUCAACAGUGAUAGGGUACAAAAAGACAAAUUUAAUCAAGACUCUGGUGGAAGAUCAGAUGAUACUGUUAUUAAAAAAUUAUCUGAGCGAUUUUCAAAUGCCAGAAAUAAAAAGACAGAUUGUAGAAUGACAACUCGGUUAAAACAACCGAGUACGAGUAACUGUGAUAUCAUGGAAAAUAAUGCAUUUCAUAUGAUAGGUGAUGAAGAUCUUUGAAAUAAAAAUUUUGUACAGAUAAAGAUUAUUGUCGUCAAUUAAAAUAAUUAUUAUUGAUAUAUUAUUUGUAAAGAAGAUUUUUAUAAUGCACUAAAAAAUAUCGUAA
This is a messenger RNA of Cotesia glomerata, 1944 nucleotides long. It is a transcript of the gene Snx17, whose product is annotated as sorting nexin-17. NCBI's taxonomy places the organism in Eukaryota, Metazoa, Arthropoda, Insecta, Hymenoptera, Braconidae. The transcript is spliced from 3 exons. Bases 354 to 1838 code for a protein of 494 amino acids. Gene Ontology annotation, biological process: intracellular protein transport. Gene Ontology annotation, cellular component: early endosome. Gene Ontology annotation, molecular function: phosphatidylinositol binding. The record is from RefSeq and is a predicted model, not a curated record.